This is a messenger RNA of Spinacia oleracea (spinach), 1757 nucleotides long. RefSeq names its product desmethyl-deoxy-podophyllotoxin synthase-like. The record is from RefSeq and is a predicted model, not a curated record. The transcript is spliced from 3 exons. NCBI's taxonomy places the organism in Eukaryota, Viridiplantae, Streptophyta, Magnoliopsida, Caryophyllales, Amaranthaceae. Bases 81 to 1580 code for a protein of 499 amino acids. Gene Ontology annotation, molecular function: iron ion binding; oxidoreductase activity, acting on paired donors, with incorporation or reduction of molecular oxygen; heme binding.
CUAUAUAAAUAUGAGUGCAGAAGAUGUAUAGCACAUCCACAUGCAUGUACUCCAUCAUCAAGAGCUAAACCAAUUGAACAAUGGAGUCUCUUAUUUUCCAAUACCCUAUUUUCAUAACUUUUAUAGCCACCUUAUUAUUAGCCUACGUCAUAAAAUCCAUGCAAAACCCUAGCUCAUCAAAAUUACCACCAUGCCCUCCAAAGUUACCCUUCAUAGGCAACCUCCACCUCCUCUCUUCCAAAAAUACCCUCCCCCACCGCCGCCUCACCGAGUUGUCUAAGAAGUACGGCCGAGUCAUGAUGCUACAACUCGGCCAAGUACCGACGAUCGUUGUCGCAUCGGCCGAGAUGGCGAGGGAGGUGAUGAAAACUCAUGACGCGGUGUUUUGUAACCGGCCUGAGCUCAUGGUGGGCAAGGAAGUGUUCUAUGAUUGUAAGGACAUAGGGUUGGCACCCUACGGCGAGUAUUGGAGGCAAGUGAGGAAGAUUUCGACGCUCGAGUUGUUUACCUUGAAACGAGUUGACUCGUUCCGGUUCAUUAGGGAGGAGGAGACUUCAAAUAUGGUGAAGGCAAUUGGGAAGGAAGUUGGGGGUGUUGUUAAUCUUAGCAACAAGUUCUUUGUCCUUGCUUGCGAUGUUAUGUGUAGGGCAACAUUUGGCACAAAAGGAAACGAGCAAGCAGCAUUAAGAGCAUAUACAGCAGGAGUAACACAAACUUGCACUGGAUUUUGCCCAGCAGAUGUUUACCCUUCGAUUACAUUUCUUAAAACAAUUAGUAAGGCUAAAUUUCAAAAGUUUACCAAGGAAUCAGAUCGAAUACUUGAUCCUAUUAUUGCUGAUCACCAGUUUAAGAAGAAACAGGGUAAACAAGAUCAUGAAGAUUUAGUGGAUGUUCUUCUGAAAUAUCACAAGGACAAUGUUGACAAUCCUGGUGAUUUUUCCAUGUCAACUGAUAAUAUCAAAGGAGUUAUUGUGGAGCUUCUAGGAGGUGGAAGUGAGAAUUCAUCAGCAACACUAGAAUGGACAAUGUCCGAGUUGCUAAAGAACCCAAAAGUAAUGGAGAAGGCGCAAGCCGAGGUACGACGAGUGUACCAAGAGAAAGGAGGAGUUGAUGAGACGAAGCUACACGAGCUCAAGUACUUGAAACACGUAGUAAGAGAAGCCUUACGGCUCCAUCCACCCGUCCCUCUUUUGGUCCCGAGAGAAUCUAUGGAGAGAUGUCAAAUUUAUUCUUAUGAUAUACCCGCCAAAACCCGGGUGGUUGUCAAUGCAUGGGCUAUUGCAAGGGAUCCCAAAUAUUGGCAUGACCCUGAAAAAUUUAGUCCCGAGAGAUUUGAAGACUCUUCAAUAGAUUAUAAAGGAAAUAAUUUCGAGCUGAUUCCUUUUGGUGCUGGAAGGAGAAGGUGCCCCGGUAUAACACUAGGGGUAGCUAAUGUUGAGCUAGGGUUAGCUGCGUUGCUCUACCAUUUUGAUUGGAAGUUGCCUUAUGGGGUUCAACCUGAAGAUCUAGACAUGGAUGAAUCUUAUGGCUUGACAAUGAGAAGGAAAAACAAUUUGUUUGCAAUUCCUACCCCCUUUUAAAUAGUCGACUGUUAAGACAUGAUGAACACAACUUUAAGUUAAAUAAAGAUCUUUGAUGUAAUAUAUUAUGCAUUUUGUAAUGAUUGAUUAUUUGAUUGGUGCAUGUGUGUUGUUGUAAUCCGAUUUCAAUGUAUCAUUAGAGAAAACUCUAAUAUAUGUUAAUAUGUUAUGGAAUAA